AUGGCGGUGUCCAUAGGACGGGGUCUGUCUGCUGAUGCUUGUUUAUUAAUAUUAACUUUAACAUUUCACCACAGUAAUGCCAAUAAUAUCGUCGCUGGUGCCUCGACCGAAGAAACCCCACACCGCCGGUUUGAAUACAAGUACAGUUUCAAGGGACCGCACCUGUCUCAAGCCGACGGGAGUAUUCCUUUUUGGGUGCAUAGUGGAAGUAAGUUUCAAUUUGUGGUUGGCUAGGCUAUUGCUUACCGUUAUCAAUUAUCAUAACCUAUAAAUAGGUACAAUGGAAAAUCAGCUGCGAUAGCUAUCUUGCCACUCUAGCCAGUGAAUGUAGCUAUUUUGCAUGUGGGGGAUACAUUUGACACGUUUGUUGUAGCUAGCCGGCUACUGCCAGUGCCUGAUGUAGAGAAGUUCUGUAGGUGGAUCAGAUCAUUGUUGUGUAGAGAAGUUCUCGACUGUGCAGACUUGGCUUGCUACAGUUGGCUGUCAGUAUCUAUACAUAGUGGCCUGAUAUCAAACUCGUUUAAACAUGUCAUGGCAGUGAAAUAGCCAGCAGCUUUAGGAUAUUUUAGAGAAGCAGGAGAAGAGAAAUGUGAAAGGUAUACACAUGCACCAUCAUGCAAUAUGCUGACAUCAUUAAACAGCUUCAGUUACCAAGUAACUACAUUGAAUACUACCUUGUCACAUUAAUUUACGUUUGUUCAUUUUAUCCAUUUAGCAGACUCUUAUCCAGAGCGACAUACAGUUAGUGCAUUCAUGUUAAGAUAGCAUACAGUUAGUGCAUUCAUGUUAAGAUAGCUAGGUGGGACAACCACAUCACAGGCAUAGUAACUACACGCUGACAUAUAAUAGUUCAGUUGGUUCCUUUCAACAAUACAGAGUCUUACAAACAAAGACACAAGGAUGACUUGCACAUAGACAGAUCAAACUGGAAUGUGAACUUUCCUCUUGCUAGUCCAAGUUUUGGCUUUCUCCUUGCAACACACAACCACACACAUGCUACAGCAGGCAGGUUUCACAAUACCUAAUAUUUGAGAGUGCUUUUGAAGUUCAUGAGCAUUGCAUUGCUUGCUUUAGGCUACCUUUCCUAUUGAAGUGGUCUGCUUGUCCUCUAGCCUAGCAUGGUUUUGUGUAGCGUAAAGGGUUAACAAAUCAGUAUCUCUAAAAACCGUGCAAAGGUCCAGCUGACGACACAACCAUAUUUUUGGAGUCAAUUUUACAAUGGUGCCCAUUUCUUAUCAGUAUAGGCUUUAGCGAGAUGGCAUGUCGCUCUACACAUGUUGUACAAUUGUAAUUUAGAAUUUGGUCACAGCAAAUAAGUAUAGGCAAAGGUCCAUAUGCCAAAGCCUGGUUGCGUUAGGCUAGUUGCUAUUACCCAUAUUUCUCCUUUCCAAGGCCAUAUCUCUCUUGGCUAGAUGAUAAAGCCUAACACGAGUGAGGUAGUUUAGAUAUAGCAUGGUCUUGUUUCUAGCCAUAAGCCUGACAAGCAUGGCUUGACAUUGCAUAGCUCUUCACAAGAGUCUCUAUGGUUGAGUGACCUCUACUGCAGCGUUAACAAUACUAGGCCUAUUCUAAUGUCUCUCCGUCGUUUGCAUAGGAGGCUUUCAGAUAUAAUAUUAAUGUUGCUGACAGAGGGCCUUGGACACAAUCCCAGGAGCACUCAUAUUAAGGUGUACAUGGGCUGAACAAACAUUUAUGUUCCUAACCCCAAGCUUUGUAAGAAAAUGAACCUCCUGGUCAAUUGUUUUCCCUGGGCCAAUAGGCUACUGUUUCUCCAUCUGUAGUUACACUAUACAGUUAAACAAGUAUUUCUGGACCUUCACGGAGUGAGUUUUCACAGUUUCUGUACAGUUUAAAUUCAGGAAACUCUUUGAAUUCAUGACAUGCGAAGCUCAAUAUUUUUGUACGUUAGGAUUUGCCAGUAUGACUUAAUUGAACAUAAACUAGAAUGUACCCCCCAACCCUGCUAACUAUCAACCUCCUUGUAUUCCAGAUGCCAUCCCCAGUGCCGACCAGGUCCGUAUCACCCCCUCUCUCAGGAGUCAGAAGGGCUCAGUCUGGACCAAAAACGCGGUCAACUUUGACCACUGGGAGGCUGAGGUGACCUUCCGUGUGUCUGGACGGGGGAGGAUGGGAGCCGACGGCCUGGUAAGAACUGAAUAACACCUCCUGAUUUCCAUACACUCUGACUCUUUCACUGCUGAGCUGUGCUGGCCUGGUUACAACUGUACCAUAGUUGCUGGAACCUCCUUUCUAUGGCUUCCAUUCACUUUGACUCUAGACCAGGGAUGGGCAACAUUGAUUGAUUAUAAUUAUUAUUAUGGGGUGGGGGCCACAAAAAAAAAACGUUUUAGCAAGCAGUGUAGCAAACAUUUUAGCGGCCCCCCAAAAGCAAAACAUUUUAGCGGCCCCCUCGACAGCGAAGUGAAAAAAAUACCUUUUUAAAGUUCAUUUCCUGCAAAUCUACACAUUUUGCCAUGGGGUGGAGAGAUACAUUUGCAGUUUUACAGAUCAUUUCCUGCAAUUCUACACAUUUUGCCAUAGGGUGGAGGCACGUUUGCGGUUUUUAAAAUGGUAACUGAUGAACGAUGGGCCACACCCCGGUCGGUAGUUCGACCAUGCUUAAUACAAGUUUAGAUAGCUGGCCGCUAGACUAACUUACCAAUCAAAAUGUUUUUUGCUGACAUGGGCUAAUUAAGUGACUGCUGAUCCACAACGAAAUCACCUUGUGUAUUCUAUUAUUCUAACUCUCAACAGUAAGUUGGUCCGAGGGGCCUACAAAAGUGCCCAUCCCUGCUCUAGACCUUUUCACACUACAUGCUGUAGCUGAUCAAGCUGUGCUUUACAGGCCUGGUUACGCAUCCACCUUUGUUGCUGGAACAAUGCUAGAAAGGACAAUGUGAAAAGAGCCAGUUAAAUAUCAGGGCCAGCACUAGGGCUGGACAGUAAUUGUGUAAAUGACGUUUAUGGAUGAAGACGUCAUGAACAUUUUAUAAUUGUAUCUUGAAUACAAACAAGAAAAGUAAACGUAAGCAUGGUUAAUUAAACAGCCGAUAUAAGGAAAGAUUAGUGGAGACAAAACUAGCCUAUAUCAUGGCGGCUGUUGUGCUAGUAGAGGAUGUGGUCUUGUGCUGACCUGCAGGCUCAGACUUCAGGUUAAUAACCAUGUUUAUCUCUCAAAGUCGGUCCUGUCCCUGUGUGACUCAGUUGGUGAGAGCGUGGUGCUAUUAACGCCAAGGUCGUGGGUUCAAUUCCUACAUUAUGCUUUCACUGUACUGUACAUCUUACUGUAUCUAUUGUCCCUAUGUUUAUCUGUCUGUCCCUCUGCUGCUCUACUGUUACAUGUAGUUAUUUAGACAGUUAAACACGUAUUUUUAGACCUUCAGUCUCUCCAUGUCUUAAUUUCUCCCUGUCUGUCCCUCUAAUAGGCGAUAUGGUUCACCACUGCACAAGGCCUAGAUGGUCCUGUCUAUGGAGCUGCUGACAACUGGAACGGCAUCGGCAUUUUCUUCGAUUCCUUUGACAACGAUGGGAAGGUUGGUGGCCAUAUUAAUUAUUUAUUCAUAAAAUACUAAAUAUAAUGCAUUUAUAAUAAAUGCAUUCAUUUAUUUUAUCAUAGGUAAAGCAAAAAGUUUAUAAUACUUGUUAUUAACACCUUAAUAUUCAAUUAUUACAAUGCAAAUAAUAGGAAGAAUAGAUUGAUACUGUACACACUUAUCUUGGAUACAAACAUUUUUUUCAUACUUUAAAGUGGUAUGCCUAGGUCUGAUGAGGACGUAUGCUGGGAUUGGAUAAAAGAAACCCAAAUGACCUUCAAAACAUAGAUUAGGUAUAUUACAGAUUUAAUGUUUAACUGUUUGUUUUAGAAAAAUAACCCUGCUGUGCUGGUGGUGGGAAACAAUGGCAAACUUGUUUAUGAUCACCCAAAGUAAGUCAACAUUUCCUUGCCUAACUGACAUCACCAAAUGAAAAUGUAAACAAUUUAAAGAAGAUUAGAAAAUAUGAUUAUACAGUAUAUUUGUGGUUGGAGAUUAUAAUCCUUAAUCUCUUCCUAAUCUCCCUUGACAGUGAAAAAUGUAAAUCGCUUUUCUGUGCCAGUUGAUCUAGGCCUAUGUCACACUGUUUUCUGUUUUGUCACUGCUGAAAAUGUUUACAAUAAUAGGAGUAAAUUACAUUUGAAAUGUUUUCCUUAAUUUCUCAAAUCUCCAAAUCAUUUACUUUUGGAAAUGUUAUUUGUUUGACCAUACUGUAUAUGGAGCAUUUUAUCCUCUGCACUUGCUUCUCGUGCUGCUAUCAUGCAUGUGUAUUUCAUACUUUAUAUGGAUCGACGUUUGCCUUUGUUCUUUUGUUAUUGUCGAUGCUUGUGGGGAUCAAUUCAUUUCUCUUGAAAUAUACUGUAUGAAGUACUACUACUAUAAUAAUAUAGUGUUUAGUUUUAGUGUCUAAACAGGAUGUUUUUUGUUGCAGUGAUGGCACGACUCAAGCGCUGGGGACAUGCUUAAGAGACUUUCGUAACAAACCCUAUCCUGUCAGAGCCAAAAUAACAUACUACAAGAAGACGCUAACGGUAGGAGAAUAUUCAAUCAACCUUCUCAAAUAAUCUCUCUCCCUUGUACUCAUCGAUACCACUGUCCAUACACUGAUCUCUGCCUUUUACUCUGUUUUUCUCCACAUCAACAGAGACAUGGAUACGGAACAGUUUUGCAUUAAGCAGACAAAAAUACCCUAAUCUUUUUAUAUUGGUCAUUUAUUUCAAUUGAUUGCCCUUAGUUGAUGUGCUGUUGUCUGUCCUCUCAGGUGUUGAUCAACAAUGGUUUCACUCCAGAUAAGGAUGACUAUGAGUUCUGUACCAAAGUGGACAACAUGAUCAUUCCUCAGGAGGGCUACCUUGGCAUCUCAGCUGCCACGGGAGGUCUAGCAGGUGGUUAUCUUGGUAACAGUUUACUUAAGGCCUGCAGGUGUAAUGCAUUAUAAUGUGGUUGUAAUGCAUUAUUAAACUUGCCAAAAGCAAGUUUGUCUUUCAAAUUAGAGUUUACUCUUCUAUAAACAUUGAUUAUACUGCUUAAAAUCUCACAUUAGGAUUAUUGUUGUCAGGCUACAUUUCAGCUAAACCUAGGGUAUGGCAAAGUGACAAGGAAGUCAUUUACUGCAUUUCUUCACAAUUUAAAAACUCUCAAAUGCAAUUUAAAGAACAGCAAAACAUUUAUGAAUUCACUCCAGGCAUUAUCACCUUGGCUAGUAUAGUUUCAUGUCAAGUCAAACAGCAUCUACCUAACCAUCUACAGCCAUCUUCCACCUCUGCACUGUUUUGAGAGAAAAGUUUAGCUGUUCACUGCAGAGCUCAGUCAAUGCGCUUUUCAUAGCCCUAAAGCCAGCAGGGAAAACAUCCUUCCCGCCCUGCUCAGAGCCGUCCGCAUUGUUCGAAAGCCAGCCCGCUAAUACCGCUAAACUGCAUUUGCUUUUUAAUCGGGAUUGGAAUGAUUUUUGUAGCCUAUUUUAAAUUGUUGGUGUUGAACUAGGGUAUGGCGACUGCCAUACCCAAUUGAUGCCCCUGCUUAACGUUACAUCAUGAUACAUUUAUUUUAAAAUCAUGUUUUAAUGCUUUUUUUUUGUAAAAUAAUUUGUUUGUAUAUAACCUUUGUCUUCCAGAUGACCAUGAUGUCCUGUCCUUCUUGACGUUCAGACUAACAGAACCUGGCCAAGAACUGGUAACUAGAUUUUCUUAGUUGUACCACUCAGAGCUAGUAACUAAUUUUAUUUUCUACCACUUGCACUCUCCAGUCCUUAGUUAUACCACUCUCCAGUAAUAUUUAAUUGGAAGAAGAUCUGAGUGAAAUUGUGAAUUGUGUGGGUUUCUUCAAUAGAUGUAUGAAAAAGUGUGAUGUAAGUAAGGGGCCUCAGUCUCUUCAGUGCGUGUUCAGAGUGGUUGUUUUGUCUGUCCCAUUGAAGCCCCCACCUGAAGCAGAGAUGCCCAAGGAGGAUCAGGACAAGUACCAGGAGGAAUUUGAGAACUUUCAGCAGGAGCUGGACAAAAAGAAAGAGGACUAUCAGAAAGAGCAUCCGGACGUCCAUAAAGAAACCAGUUAGUUUCACUCAAUAAAAUGUGUCAUACUUCAUACUCUCUUUACUUUUGCUAUACUUUUUAUAUUGAGACUAAUAUAUUUUUAUAUCCUUUAAUAUUGAUGUUAUUAUUCAAUAGUUUGGUCAAUUAAAUAUAAAUGUAACUAAAGAGAGUCGCACACUUUAUAAGCUCCCAGUAAUUUAUUGAGGAAAACACCAAAUUUUCGGCAUCAGUGCCUUCUUCAGGGUGAAGAAGGCACUGAUGCAGCCACCACUGAUGCCGAAAUGUGGUUUGCCCAAUAAAUUACUGAGAGCUUAUAUAUAUAUAUAUAUACAGUGGGGAGAACAAUUAUUUGAUACACUGCUGAUUUUGCAGGUUUUCCUACUUACAAAGCAUGUAGAGGUCUGUAAUUUUGAUCAUAGGUACACUUCAACUGUGAGAGACGGAAUCUAAAACAAAAAUCCAGAAAAUCACAUUGUAUGAUUUUUAAGUAAUUAAUUUGCAUUUUAUUGCAUGACAUAAGUAUGUGAUACAUCAGAAAAGCAGAACUUAAUAUUUGGUACAGAAACCUUUGUUUGCAAUUACAGAGAUCAUACGUUUCCUGUAGGUCUUGACCAGGUUUGCACACACUGCAGCAGGGAUUUUGGCUCACUCCUCCAUACAGACCUUCUCCAGAUCCUUCAGGUUUCGGGGAUGUCACUGGGCAAUAUGGACUUUCAGCUCCCUCCAAAGAUGUUCUAUUUUGUUCAGGUCUGGAGACUGGCUAGGCCACUCCAGGACCUUGAGAUGCUUCUUACGGAGCCACUCCUUAGUUGCCCUGGCUGUGUGUUUCGGGUCGUUGUCAUGCUGGAAGACCCAGCCACGACCCAUCUUCAAUACUCUUACUGAGGGAAGGAGGUUGUUGGCCAAGAUCUCGCGAUACAUGGCCCCAUCCAUCCUCCCCUCAAUACGGUGCAGUCGUCCUGUCCCCUUUGCAGAAAAGCAUCCCCAAGAAUGAUGUUUCCACCUCCAUGCUUCACGGUUGGGAUGGUGUUCUUGGGGUUGUACUCAUCCUUCUUCUUCCUCCAAACACGGCGAGUGUAGUUUAUACCAAAAAGCUCUAUUUUUGUCUCAUCAGACCACAUUACCUUCUCCCAUUCCUCCUCUGGAUCAUCCAGAUGGUCAUUGGCAAACUUCAGACGGGCCUGGAAAUGCGCUGGCUUGAGCAGGGGGACCUUGCAUUUGCUGCAGGAUUUUAAUCCAUGACGGCGUAGUGUGUUACUAAUGGUUUUCUUUGAGACUGUGGUCCCAGCUCUCUUCAGGUCAUUGACCAGGUCCUGCCGUGUAGUUCUGGGCUGAUCCCUCACCUUCCUCAUGAUCAUUGAUGCCCCACGAGGUGAGGUCUUGCAUGGAGCCCCAGACCGAGGGUGAUUGACCGUCAUCUUGAACUACUUCCAUUUUCUAAUAAUUGCGCCAACAGUUGUUGCCUUCUCACCAAGCUGCUUGCCUAUUGUCUUGUAGCCCACCCCAGCCUUGUGCAGGUCUACAAUUUUAUCCCUGAUGUCCUUACACAGCUCUCUGGUCUUGGCCAUUGUGGAGAGGUUGGAGUCUGUUUGAUUGAGUGUGUGGACAGGUGUCUUUUAUACAGGUAACGAGUUCAAACAGGUGCAGUUAAUACAGGUAAUGAGUGGAGAACAGGAGGGCUUCUUAAAGAAAAACUAACAGGUCUGUGAGAGCCGGAAUUCUUACUGGUUGGUAGGUGAUCAAAUACUUAUGUCAUGCAAUAAAAUGCAAAUGAAUUACUUAAAAAUCAUAUAAUGUGAUUUUCUGGAUUUUUGUUUUAGAUUCCGUCUCUCACAGUUGAAGUGUACCUAUGAUAAAAAUUACAGACCUCUACAUGCUUUGUAAGUAGGAAAACCUGCAAAAUUGGCAGUGUCUCAAAUACUUGUUCUCCCCACUGUAUAUAGUGUGUGCAACUCUUUAUUUAUCUUUAUAGCCUACAGUUUACUUGCAGUUAGUCAGCACCUCUACUUUUUUGGGGGGCUGGGUGCCAGUUCAUACUUUUCACUAGACAAUUAAAUAUAAAUAACAUAUAUAUGGCUGCUUUGUACGUACUAGAUGCUAGGCUGUCUAGAUGCUAAUACUUGAUGCAACAGGUGUGUCCUGUUCUGUGUAGUUGAGGACAUGUACGAGAGUGUCAACGACAGGGAGAUCCGCCAGGUGUUUGAGGGUCAGAACCGGAUCCACCUGGAGAUCAAACAGCUUCACCGUCAGCUGGCGAUGAUCCUCGACGAACAGCGCCGCUAUGUCUCUGUGGUUACAGACGAGAUCUCCAAACGCCAAGGGGAGUCGGGAGGACAGGUGGGACAGGUAGGAAGUUUAUGAGUAUAGACUUACAUUCGCUCACACGCGCGCACAAACAUUUACAUUACACACACAAUUGCAACUACCUACUUCCUUGUGUAGGCCUCUAAAUAUGGUGCUCUGACAGAAGCCUUGCAUCGAAGACGGAAGGUGUCAUUCAUAAAUCCACUGCUGACUAUGCCACUAACCUCAGCCUUUUACUCUGUUUUGUUCACCUCAGUAGAGGCAUUGACAUUGCUUGACUUGUUGUGUGCUGGUACUGUUUAUAUUUAGGUGCAAGAUCUCAAACACUUUUGAGCGAAUAUUAUAUAAGAGGUGCAGGAACUCGAGUAAUAAAAAUGUUGAGGUGCUGGUACUCGGCUCCUGUUAGCUCCUGCCCAAGGCAAGCACUGGCCAUGGUCAUACAGUGCCUUCAGAAAGUAUUCACACCCCUCGACUUUUUCCAAAUUUUGUUGUUACAAAGUGGGAUUUAAAAUUGAUUUAAUUGUAGUUUUUGGUUCAUGAUCUACACAAAAUUCUCUAAUGUAAAAGUGGAGAAAAAAUAUCUAACGUUUCUAAAAAAUAUGAAUGAAAAAUAAAACACUAAGAUAUGUAUUUUGAUUUAUAUAAGUAGUGAACCCCCUGAGUCAAUACAUGUUAGAAUCACCUUUGGCAGCAAUUACAGAUGUGACUCUUUCUGGGUAAGUAUCAAAGAGCUUUCCACACCUGGAUUGUACAACAUUUUCCCAUUAUUAUUUUCAAAAUUCUUCAAGCUCAGUCAAAUUGGUUGUUGAUCAUUCCCAGACAACCAUUUUCAGGUCUUGCGAUAGAUUUUCAAGCAGAUUGAAGUCAACUUUAAGUCAAAAGAUUUGGCCUUGCUUAGGUUUUGGCCUGUGCUUAGGUCAUGAUGCAGCCACCACUAUGCUUGAAAAUAUGGAGAGUGGUACACAUUAAUGUGUUAUAUUGGAUUUGCCCCAAACAUAACACUUUGUAUUCAGGACAAAAAGUGCAUUGCUUUGCCACAUUUUUUGCAGUAUUACUUUAGUGCCUUGUUGCAAACAGGAUGCAUGUUUUGGAAUAUUUUUAUUCUGUACAGGAUCCCUUCUUUUCACUCUGUCAAUUAGGUUAGUAUUGUGGAGUAUCUACAAUGUUGUUGAUCCAUCCUUAAUUUUCUCCUAUCACAUUAAACUCCAACUGUUUUAAAGUCACCAUUGGCCUCAUGGUGAAAUCCCUGAGCAGUGUCCUUCCUCUCUGGCAACUGAGUUAGGAAGGACGCCUGUAUCUUUGUAGUGACUGGGUGUAUUGAUACAUCAUCCAAAGUGUAAUUAACAACUUUUUCACCAUGCCCAAAGGGAUAUUCAAUGUCUUUUUUUUUUUACCCAUCUACCAGUAGGUAGCCUUCUUUGAAAGGCAUUGGAAACCUCCCUGGUGUUAGUGGUUGAAUCUGUGAUUUGAAAUUCACUGCUCAACUGAGGGACUUUACAGAUAAUUGUAUGUGUGGGGUACAGAGAUUAACUAUAAAAACUAUAAUUGCACACAGUGAGUCCAUGCAACUUAUUUAGUGACUUGUUAAGCACAUUUUUACUCCUGAACUUAUUUAGGCUUGCAAUAACAAAGGGGAUGAAUAGUUGACUCAAGACAUUUCAGCUUUUCAUUUUUAAUUAAUUUGUAAAAACAUAAUUCUACUUUGACAUUUAUGGGGUAUUCUGUGUGUGUGUGUGUGUGUGUGUGUGUGUGUGUGUAGGCCAGUGACAAAACAUCACAAUUUAAUUAAUUUAACAAUUUCAUCCAUUUAAAAUUCAUGCUUUAAUACAACAAAGUCAAGGGGUAUGAAUAUUUUCUGAAGGCACUGUAUGUAUACCAGUUUUAUUACUAAAAAGGUGAAGCCUUUACUCAAACUUGUUUCAGUAAUUUACCCUUAGGUAUGAUAACUUUAUUAAUUGAAUUGUUUGAUAUAUCUUCUUUAGGCUCCUAGUAAAGAGAUGGGUGCAGUGGUCGCAACACAACAGGAGAUACUGAGUAACCUGAACGAGUUG
Messenger RNA from Coregonus sp. 'balchen', 10416 nucleotides. NCBI's taxonomy places the organism in Eukaryota, Metazoa, Chordata, Actinopteri, Salmoniformes, Salmonidae. The record is from the annotation of a GenBank genome assembly.